This is a messenger RNA of Trematomus bernacchii (emerald rockcod), 1688 nucleotides long. It is a transcript of the gene tatdn3, whose product is annotated as TatD DNase domain containing 3. Gene Ontology annotation, molecular function: hydrolase activity, acting on ester bonds. The transcript has 10 exons. The record is from RefSeq and is a predicted model, not a curated record. NCBI's taxonomy places the organism in Eukaryota, Metazoa, Chordata, Actinopteri, Perciformes, Nototheniidae. Bases 87 to 893 code for a protein of 268 amino acids.
AGCUAAUACAACGACAACAUGGACAUUUAUCGCUGUUUUUAGUGUGUGAUUUGAACUUGCAACUCUUAUUAUUUUAGAAUUUGUCAAUGGAGUAUGGUUUUGUUGACUGCCAUUGUCAUAUUUCAGCCCGUGAGUUUGAAAAGGAUCUGGAGGAUGUGAUCCAGAGGACUAAAGAGGCCGGGGUAAAGACUCUGGUUGCAGUGACAGAAGAAGUCGGAGAGUUUGACCGAGUUCUGCAGCUUCAGGACCGUUAUCCAGAUCUGGUGGCUCCAUGUUUCGGGCUCCACCCCCUGCAGGAGGGCGGGCAGCGCAGCGUGAAUCCUCAGGAUCUUGAUGCUGCCCUGCCGAAACACAGAGAACGCCUCGUGGCUAUUGGAGAGAUUGGUUUAGACUUCACUCCGUGGUGUGCUCCCUCUCCUCAGGACAGAGAGGAUCAGAUGAGCGUCUUCAUCAAACAGCUGAGCGUCGCCAAGGAGCUGCAGCUGCCUGUGAACGUCCACUCACGAUCUGCUGCUAAAGUCACCAUAGAGACGAUGAGAGAACAAGGUAUCAGUCGAGCGCUGCUUCAUAACUUUGCAGGGAAGCCCUCUGUGGCUCUGGAGGGAGUGAAGGCUGGUUUCUUCUUCUCCUUCCCCCCCGCGGUCUGCAGGAACCACCAGAGAGACAAACUGAUCAAGCAGAUCCCUCUGGAGAACAUCUGUCUGGAAACGGACUCUCCUGCUCUCGGGCUCGACAAGCACGAGAGGAACGAGCCCUGUAACAUCGCUCUGUGCUGCCGACACAUCGCUGACGUCAAAGGUCUGUCAACACAAACUGUUCAGAUCGUCACCGCACAAAACGCACUCAGGCUUUUCCCACAAGUGAAAACUCACAUGCAGCAUUUAAGUCUCUGACGUGUGAGCUUUGGACUGAGGGGGGCGCCAGAGGCAACAAAAGGAUCUGUCCUAUGUUUGGAAAUGAACCUUAGCAUUAGCAUUUUCUAUAGCCACAGCUGUGUCACAAAGAUACAAGGAUAAUUUAUUGUAAUUAUAUAACACAAGGUUGUGCAACGAAAUUUUGUACCAUGAAAAAAUAUCUUUCUUAUCUUAGCUUAAUACUAAAUUAAGCAUGCUAACCAACAUUGUUAGCGUAUAAUUGAAAAUGUUGCUAACAAAACCUACUUACUGUAUGUAUUCUGCUACAUAAAUACAUAAAGGACUAUCUGUAUAGCACAACACUUACUUAAUACUGACUUUAGCAUGAUAACAUUUGACAAUUUUAAUCAUCAAAGCUUGUUAGUAUACUAUAUUAGCAUUAAGCUCAAUAAACAGCUACUCUGACUGGGAUUUAGUGAUUAUAUUUUGUGUUAUAUCCAAUUGUUGCACAAGUGGAAUUUUGCCCUGCAGGACCUGCAAUUGAUUUGAAAUAAAAAGUGAAAAUAUAUAGUUUUUGUAAUCAUUCAUCCUGACUGAAUGGCUGCCAAAUCUCAAGGCAAUUGACAAUAGUGAUGGAGAUAUUGAACCUCUGCUAACUCACUAACAGGUGUUCAAAAAUGUGUUCAAGUUUCAAAUGCAACAUGAGCUUUAGAGUCACACACAGAUCCUCAAGACAAAGUACAACACGUGUAUCACCUAAAAGCAAAGGCAUCACUUCCUUUGGGUAUUGUUUUACAGUAUGUGUUUUAUUUAUUUAUUAAAAGACUCAAAUGU